AGCUAUUUUUCUCCCAUUUCCAGCCUUUUUUUUACCGAAAAUCCCAGCUGGGCAUCGAGUGAAUAGUUACAAUCCGACACCACAGUGAAAAAAGUUCCGAUCUUUGGCGUUUCUUACUGCUUUUGGAGGGGACGAAAAAGGGAAGGUGUAUCGCUCUAGCCUCUAUGUAGGAACAAAGGAUGAGAGCUUUAUCCAUUUCCAUCUAGCUAAGGUAGCUACUUAGUUUUACCCCUGAACCUUCUCCUGUUUAUCUCGUGCGCAACUCUCUCUCGGUGUAUAAAAGGAGACACCAUACACAUUCUUCGUCGGCAGUUCAAUUUCUCUCGAAAUGGGGCAUCUUUCUGCAAUGUUCAAGCUUGCAAGGUCUCUAUCUAUGAAGAAAAGCAAGAACUUUUGUGGGGAUGGAGAUAAUGUUGGUGGUGGUGGUGGUGGUGGUAGAGAAGCAGCUAAGGCAAUGGAGAAAGAAGCAAAGAAGAAUGAGUUGAUUUUGAGAUCUUCUGGCUAUAUGAAUGUUGCUGGUCCGAAUAACUUGGCAUCGUUGUUCUCGAAGAGGGGAGAGAAGGGUGUGAAUCAGGAUUGCUUCAUCGUUUGGGAGGAAUUCGGUUGCCAAGAGGACAUGACAUUCUGCGGGAUAUUCGACGGGCAUGGAUCAUGGGGACAUUUUGUGGCCAAGAAAGUGAGGGAAUCACUGCCAUCACACCUGCUUUGCACCUGGCAAGAAGCCUUGGCUGCUGCUGAGUCCUCUUCAGACGAUUAUCUUCUCGACGAAAUCGACUUGGGAUCGGAUAAAAAUCUCCAGAGAUUCAACAUGUGGAAGCAUUGUUACCUAAGGGCAUGUGCUGCUGUGGAUCACGAGCUGGAGCAGCAUCGCAAGAUUGAUUCCUUUUACAGUGGCACCACUGCCUUGACCAUCGUCAGACAGGCAAAGUUGCUUUAUGUAGCAAAUGUUGGAGAUUCAAGAGCUGUUUUGGCCACAACAUCAGAAGAUGGAAACUUGAUGCCUGUUCAGCUAACCGUAGACUUCAAGCCCAGCCUACCUCAAGAGGCAAAGAGGAUAGUGGAAUGCAAAGGCAGAGUGUUCUGCCUCGACGACGAGCCAGGGGUUCAAAGGGUAUGGCUGCCGGACGAGGAAUCGCCAGGGCUAGCAAUGUCUCGAGCUUUCGGAGACCACUGCAUCAAAGAUUUCGGUCUAAUCUCUGUGCCCGAAGUGACGCAGAGACGCAUUUCUGGUAAAGAUCAGUUCGUGAUCAUGGCGACGGAUGGAGUGUGGGACGUGGUGUCGAACCAGGAAGCCGUGCAGAUCGUAUCGGCAGUGGCGGACCGGUCGAAGGCGGCCAAGUGUCUGGUGAAGGCGGCGAUGAAGGCUUGGAGGCGGCGAAGGAGAGGGAUUGCCAUGGAUGACAUCUCUGCUGUGUGCUUGUUCUUGCAUUCUCCCCCGCCACCUGCUUUUGCCACGAACAUGGGUUGAGAAAAGUGGAAGGGGCGCUUUUGUUUUGUUCUGUUUGUAAAUGGGCCACAAAAUGGUGGUCGUUGCUUUCCCCGGUUCUCUUUUGAGCAAACUAGAGUUAUUAUGCAAGUGACUUUUUUUUUCUUUCCAUAUUAGGAUUAGGGUUCCUGUUAAUAGCUCCUCUAACCCGGGAAUGGAUAGGUCAGUAACCUUAUGGUGAGUAACCAUGAGUAACCUGUCCACAUCAGCAUGACAUCAGCAUCCUCUCUCUCAUGAAAAGCCU
Messenger RNA from Linum tenue, 1730 nucleotides. Lineage: Eukaryota; Viridiplantae; Streptophyta; Magnoliopsida; Malpighiales; Linaceae. The record is from the annotation of a GenBank genome assembly.